This is a messenger RNA of Malaya genurostris, 2322 nucleotides long. It is a transcript of the gene Smyd4-3, whose product is annotated as SET and MYND domain-containing protein 4. The record is from RefSeq and is a predicted model, not a curated record. The coding region runs from base 335 to 2281 and encodes 648 amino acids. Gene Ontology annotation, molecular function: protein binding. Lineage: Eukaryota; Metazoa; Arthropoda; Insecta; Diptera; Culicidae. The transcript is spliced from 6 exons.
ACGCCGUACUGGGAUCUGAAAAUAAAUCUACAUUUGAUAGAAUUCUCGCUCAUCGUCAAAAUAUUUACCGGCAAUGAACAGUUCAUUGCAUUUAUCAGAACACCGCGGAUCAAUAUUUUGCUACGAAACUUCAUAAAUUCACCUGUACCCACGUGUUUUAGUGAAAAAAUAAAGUAUAAACAUCAAUGAACGUCUCUAGCUGAGUUCAAUAAUUUCGAAACAUUUCGCUAAGUUCAGAACAAUCGUACAGCAUCUUCAUUCGUCGUUCUAUUUUAACCACAUACGGUUGGAAGUGAAAAAUUUCUCCGCCGCCAUUUUUCAACUACUAGAUUAGAUGGAAAUUUAUAAGAAAGAUGGAUUUUUUCAAAACUAUUGUGAGACUGCCCGAAAAGACAUUAGCUCGAACAAGUUCAACGAAUUUGCUCAAUUGGACAAUGAUGAGAAGAGAUUUGGAUUCAUAAAGUCAAUGAAAUCAAUCAUAACCGAUCUUAAGCUAUCACAUCAGUUUAAUGGAAAAAAUUUGGAAAAGUCAUUGCAAUUCAAAAAUCUAGGCAACAAAGCGUUUCAAAAGGAAAGCUGGAAUGAGGCAUUGGCGUAUUACAACAUGUGUUAUUUGUCCAUUCCUGACUCGAAUGAGCAGGGCAAAGCAAUUGUAUUAGCAAACCGAUCCGCUGCGCUGUAUCAUUUAGAAAAAUAUGACCUCGCCUUGAAAGACAUUCAGCGAGCCAUCGGUCACCAAUAUCCGAAAGAAAUGAUGUAUAAAUUAAGGGAGCGACAAGCACGUUGUUACCUUGGAAAGAAGGAUCAUGUCAGUGCUCUCAAGAGUUUUAAAGAAACGGUACAAGCCCUCGAUGAUUGUCAACUACCACUGGAACGACGACAAAAGUUGGAACGAGAUGCACAAAUUAUGAUAAAUUUACUUCCACGAAAUAUUGAGGCAGAGAAAAAACUUACCAAAUCUAAGAAAUCAGCUGGAGUUACUUCAAAGAAAUCCGCUAUACCUGAGCACUUCGUUGACAAAGCUCUUUACUUUGAUUACACGGAAAACGAAGGUCGUUUUGCAAAAACCAAUAGUGACUUGAAACCAAACACCAUCUUGCUGUUAGAAAAACCUUAUGUUUCCGUACUGCUCGAAGAAUACAGUUUGACUCACUGCAGUAGAUGCUUUAAAAGAGCUUCCGUUCCAAUAUGCUGUCCAAAAUGCUCGGACGUCAUCUUCUGCUCCGAAAACUGCGCCAAAAGCUCGAGUUUCCAUCAAUUCGAAUGUGGAUUUCUUCCGAUUCUUUGGAAAUCUGGAGCCUCAAUCACAUGUCACAUGGCUUUACGGAUGAUCACUCAACACUCCGAGGAAUAUUUUCUAAAACUACGAUCUGAGUUAGCAGCGUUAUCGAGUAAGGAAACAGAUAAGCUGACAAACGAUGACUACAGGAAGGUUUACAAACUGGUAACCCACGAGGAAAAACGUUCAGCGGAAGAUUUUUUUCAGCGUUCGUUAAUGGCUAAUCUACUGAACGCAUGUUUAACUCUUGGUGGAUAUUAUAGUACACCGGAAUCUGAAAGUUACAUAGGAGGCCUCCUGCUACACAAUCUGCAACUGCUUCAGUUCAACGCCCAUGAAAUUUCAGAACUUCAACGGGAGAGUGAGCGAGAUAUAGGAAAUUCAGUCUUUAUCGGAGGUGGACUCUAUCCGACUGUAGCACUAUUCAACCAUUCUUGCGACCCAGGAGUUACACGUCAUUUUCGAGGAAACUCUAUUUGUGUUAGAACGAUCAAAAACAUUUCGGCCGAUUCUAUCGUUGCAGAAAAUUAUGGUCCGAUAUUUACACAAGUUUCCAGAGAUGAACGCCGCAAUACACUGCUACAUCAAUAUAAAUUUGAAUGUAGUUGUCGUGCUUGUGGAGAAAAUUGGCCAAAGUUUGCUGAUAUGAACCCCAAUAUAUUGCGAUUCAAGUGUGAUGGAAGCAAGAUUUGCUCCAAUGUAUUGGAGAUUCCCGCAGAAGUCAACGAGUUUAUGGUGCUUUGUACAGAGUGUGGAGAACAUACUAACAUAAUGAAGGGGCUCAAAUCAUUGCAGGAUACUGAUAUGCUGUUUAAGUCUGCUACUAAACUGCACAGUGCAGGUGAAUAUGAAGUGGCACUAGCAAAAUAUGUGGAAAUGAUGAACAUCAUGAACGAAGUAUUGGUUCCACCGUACCGUGACUAUCAUUUAUGUCAGCAAGGUAUGCGAUCAUGCAUGCUAGAGUUUGGAAAUCGCUACAUCAAAACAAAAUCUAAUAAAUGAACUCUUAGAAACGAAUAAACGAAUGUGUUCUCUGGUAUGCG